AUGAUUCUCAACACUCUGACUACAGUCAUCAACGGAAAGAAUCUUCGGGUCGCUUCCGGGCGCAUUCCCGCUGGUAUCUACAUAUUCAUCAAUGUCGACUUGAAGAGAUGCUGGAAAUCAAGCAUCAGUGUCUUAUCAUCUGAUGAAUCUGUAGCGUGGGGAAAUACUGUAACUCUAUCAUCACAUGCCUCACCUACGUUGUCAUUGGAGAUCAGGGCGGCCUUUGAGCUUGGUCGAAUGCUAGGCGGUGGAGAAGUCUUCGGGAAACUUGAAAUGUCGUGGGAUGAGCUACUCGAUCAUGGAGAUGAGCCAUUCGAUCUAUCCUUCCCACCCGUCUGCAAUGUCCACCCUUCCCUCACGUUGAAGGCCGCUGUUGUACAGGCUUGCGAAGAUGACGACUGCAUUCUGGUUGAUUCCCUCGUAGACCGCGAUAUUGUUCGAGACACAGAUGCGGGCCACGCACAAUUUUACGCAUAUGUGACAAGCGAGAAUGUCUCUCACCUGCACGAUGCUGUAGAGCAUUUUCAGUUGGUUCUGGACCAGUGUCCGGUCAGCCAUCCAGACCACGCAACAGCUCUCACCAACCUCGCGUGGGCCCGCCUCAAGGGCUACAUCCGAAAUGAUCUCCAAGACAUCGAUGCCACUAUUUCCCUCUUCCGCGACGCCCUUGCAUUGCGUCCGCAGCGCCACCCCGAUCAUCACUUAUCUCUAUUCAAUCUCGCUGAAUGGCUGACUUGGCGCCACGACAAGAACGAUACUGCUACCGACAUCCGCGAAGCCGCCCAACUCUAUCAUGAGCUACUGCCUCUCUGUCCAGAAGGCACCUACCUUCGUAGUAUUGCAGGAGGGCCAGAUGGUGUCGAAUAUGUAAUCGACGAAUGCAAUGAUCUUCCGGUAGACGCAUCCGAUGAAGGUAUCCAGCUUCGAAGAGUUGUCCUUGAGUUCUGUCCUCUGGGCCAUCAACUUCGUCUCAGAGCCCUUGACGAGCUUGCGCGAGCAGUUGAGGCACGUUUUGAUCAACACGGUAGCAUCGAUGAUCUUGACAUGAGCAUACAACUUGGUCGUGAAGCCGUAUCUUUAUGCCCCGAGGGACAUGAUGACCACGGUUACUACCUGAACAGCUUGGCUAUCUCACUCGUGUCCCACUUCCAUCAUCAAGGCAGCCCUAAUGACCUUGAUGAUGCCAUCUCUUUGUAUGAAGAAGUGUUACGCCUACGCCCUGUUGGGUACGAAUAUCGUGAUAUCUCAUUGGACAACCUAGGACUCGCCCUCGUUGCCCGUUUCAACAAACGCGACGACAUUGAUGACGUUACCCGAGCUGUCAGCCUCUAUCGGGAGGCACUGACCGAGGACCUUAACGAGGCCAUUGAUUGGUAUCGCGAAUCCCUUCGGUUAGUGCGGCCUGACGAUCUAGAGCGCCACGUAACUCUACACAAUUUGAGCUCGGCGCUCUGCUCUCGUUUCACACAAACUGAGGAGAAUGAAGACAUCGAGGAGGCUAUCACUCUUGGUCAAGAAUCAUUGGCAGCUCUGUCUUCACUGCACCCGGACAGGUUUUUCAGCUACAUGCGACUGGAGGAGGCUCAUUUGUCUCGUUAUGAGAUUCUACACGACCCUGGUGAUUUGUCGCUCGCUAUGGAGAACUUCAGACUUGCAUCAAGACAUUCUACUCAAGGAUUUCCUCGGCGUAUCAUAGAGGCUGUUGACUGGGCUCGCGAAGCAGAGGUUCAUCAACAUGAAUCUGCCCUAGAAGCAUACCAAACGUGCUUUGAGCUUUUCGACAGCCAUGUGAUGACGCGAUCGUCCAUCAUCUCACGGCGCGAGGCUGCAACCGCUUUCAGUGAUGCACGAUCACUUCCUGUAGAUGCAGCCUCAUGUGCCAUACGUCGUGACAAUCUACGACGGGCAGUCGAGCUCGUGGAGCAGGGCCGUGGCCAGCAGUGGUCACUGGCAUCGCGACUCAGGACACCACUCGAAGACCUCGAGUCUAUCAGUCCCGAACUGGCUCGCAAGUUCUCACAGCUUAGCAAACAUCUAUCGAUGCUCAGGGUUCCGCGGAGACUUACAAGGCAAUGGGAAGCUGUGGUAGUUGAGAUACGUGAUCUUCAGGAGUACUCGCGGUUCCUGCUUCCACCUUCGUAUGAAGACCUACAAGCGGCAGCUCGGCAGGGCCCGGUCAUCAUCCUGAUUGCCAGUCAAUACUUAUGCAGCGCCGUCAUCGUGCCGACAUCAGGGGACCCCCGUCAUGUUCCCUUGCUGUCUGUCACUCUCACAGAGCUGACUAAUCUCAAGGAUAGCUUCGCCAGGGCAAUACGACACGCAUGUAUCAUGGACCCAAAAUUGCCGCGGAACGAUUUAAUAGUCCUCUUGCGGACAGUAUGGGACGAAAUAAUACUACCCAUCGUCAACGUCCUCCAGCAUGAUCUGAAACUAAAAUUCCACUCUCGAAUCUGGCUGUGUCCAACUGCAGCUUUCACAUCUAUUCCUCUCCACGCAGCUCACCCGUUUCGAACGAACGCAGAUCGCUCUAAGGAGCCAUGCCUGGAGGAUCUCUACAUCUGCUCCUACACGCCGACACUCUAGGCUCUGGUCAGGUCUAGACAAAUGAUGAAAAAGCGCGUCACUCCAUCCUUCGCAACAAUCGGACAAGGGCAGCCGGGUGCAGGGAAAGGCAAGGCACUCUUGGCUAUCGAUAGCGAGCCCUGAUUUUCCUUUACUUCCUGACAGGUCUGCAGUUCGGAGUUCAGCCUUCUAGUGCAUCCAGUGGGCCCAAUUCCGAGGCCAAUAUAGCCGUCCAUCCCUCAUCUCAAGGACUGUAAUUCUACAAUGGCAACAAAAG
This is a messenger RNA of Suillus discolor, 2839 nucleotides long. RefSeq lists its product as uncharacterized. Lineage: Eukaryota; Fungi; Basidiomycota; Agaricomycetes; Boletales; Suillaceae. Gene Ontology annotation, molecular function: protein binding. The transcript has 6 exons. The record is from RefSeq and is a predicted model, not a curated record. The coding region runs from base 1 to 2583 and encodes 860 amino acids.